AUGGCGUCCUUCAGCGGGCAACUGGGCGGCGCCAACAAAAUCACAAAGCUGAGGGGCAAGAUGGUCAAGCCGAUCCUCAAGAAGGCCGGGUCGCGCUCGGCCAAGAACUCGUUGGAUCUGGGCCGCGCAUGGGAGGAGCAGCCGGCUGACCAGCUCCAUCAGCUCGACGGGCCCGCGUGGGGCAACUACGGACCGCGCUCGCAGUCGGUUAAGGACGUCAGCUUCGUCUUCUCUGGCGCCCUCGGCGUCGUGCGGGACGGCAGCGCAGGCACGGGCGCCGGUGCCGUCCACGGCCGCACUGCCUCGCAGGCCUCGACUGGCAGUGGCUCCCGCGGCUUCAUUCAUCCCUUCCAGCAGACACCGCGCACGUCGACCCCACCGCUGUCGUAUGCCAAUUCCCUGGCCUCGUUUGACAAUGCAAAGGACUACUCCCCAACAAUCACGGAAAACGAAGACGACAGUCUCGACCCGCGCUCGUACUCGCAGCAGCACCACCUUCACCACGCCUCGCCGUCUCUCCCGCCCACCGUCUCGCAGUCGAACCUGCGCCGCCCCUCUCUAGCCAGCCAGCGGACGUCGUCUCUCUCCGACAUUGCAUCUACAGCAGCGCCCCUGCGCGUCAACACCAACCGCUCAACCGCCACGACCUCGCGCCUCGCACAUGGCAGCCUCACCGCGAGCCACUCGGACCUGCACCUAAACCUCGCCGGCAGCGGCCUUGAUUCGCCCACGGGCAGCGUCGGGGGCACCCUCCCGCCGCCCUCUCUUACCUCCCCCCCGUCGAGCUCCGCCGCAGCCAUGCUCCCGAUCCGCAGCUCGCUCGAGUCGGCCGGCUUCCCGCGCCUACGCAGCCGGUCCGAGCUCGACACUGUGGCCAGGGCCGAGAACAUCCGCGCCGCCCGCCGCAAGUUUGAGGAGCGCGAGCGCGCCAAGGAGGAGAAGUACGACCGCGAGAUGAUCAAGAAGCGCGAGCGCCGCGACAACAAGGAGGCCAGCCGCAUCGAGAAGGAGGCGGCGGCACGCAAGACCAGCUUCAGUGGCAGCGAAGCCGCGCGGCCCUCAGCGUCCCGCAAGACCACGCCCACCAACCUCUCCACGUCGUCGGCCCCCGUCAUGGGGUCCGGAGGCAUGGGAGGGAGCCUGGGGAAGGGCAACUGGAAGCGCGCCGAGCCCGUCAUGGAGGAGAAGCAGAUGGCCUUUGUGGGCCGCAAGUAUGAGAGCGUGCCGCCCACACAGGCGCCGCCGGCCUUUGGCACCGGCGUCGACGACGUCCGAUUCGAGCAGGCCCGGCCGCGGCGCUCCAGCACCGCCAAGAAGAGGACACAGAGCUACUGGCAGGGCUUUAUCCUGUGGCUGCGCACCAAGCUGCUCCGGAUGAGCGGCCGGUAG
Lasiosphaeria miniovina is the source of this 1389-nucleotide messenger RNA. RefSeq lists its product as uncharacterized. The record is from RefSeq and is a predicted model, not a curated record. The transcript is spliced from 3 exons. The coding region runs from base 1 to 1389 and encodes 462 amino acids. NCBI's taxonomy places the organism in Eukaryota, Fungi, Ascomycota, Sordariomycetes, Sordariales, Lasiosphaeriaceae.